AUGCGUUUAAACAAAGAAAAUAUCGAUCCUCGUAUUCUAUGUAAUGUUUUGGCUCCCAUAUUUAUUUGUGGUUUUAUUGGUAAUAUUAUUUGUAUUAUUGUAUUUUUACGUCCACGUUUUCGACAUCGUUCAAUAUCCGUUUAUUUUAUUGCUCUCUUUUUUAAUGAUUGUCUUUUAUUAUUCAUCUCACAUGUUGGAAAAAUGUUAAUAUUUGAUGCACAAGAAUCAUGUUGGUUUAAUUCAUAUUUAACAAAAUUUAUUAAUAUUAUUAAAUAUCGUGAAAUGAUUUAUAAAAAAUCUUUGUCCGUUUUGACUUAUAAUACAACGUAUACUCAAAUAUCUAUGUUAAUAUUUAUGUUUAUGUCAAUUCAACGUGUAAGAACAUUUUCUUCGUUAUCUUAUCGUGAAAGUAAAACAUGCGCAUUAUUAUUGACACUAAUUGCAUUUAUCUAUGGAAUUAUUGUCUCAUAUGUACAGUUAUACGAUGGAUUUUGUAUUCAUAAUUUGAACUUAAAUCAGACACAACUUAUGGAUAUUGAUCGAAUGAUUAAUCAAACACGAUAUAGAAAUCAAAAAUGUUUUACAUUUAGUACAAAAUUAACUGCAACUACAAUAGCAACAAUGACGACCAGUAGUACAUCUCUUCUACAUGAUGCAAAUAGUGAUAAUCAUUAUAUACCAUCUGACCUAUUUAUGAAAUCUACAAAUUUGAUUCCAUCUGGUCUACAAACAUGGAUAAAUAAUCAACAUUCUUCCAUUAUUUCACGUCAAAGACGUCAUUUAUUUUCAAAUAUGGAUGUAAUUUUAAAUGAUAAUCAAACAUGUUAUAGUGAAGAGGAAUUACGUUUAUAUCGUCAUCGUUCAAUUGCUUACAUUUAUUUACGUCAAUAUAUGAUUAUAAAUUGGGAAGAUGAAUCAAUUGAACCAACUGAUUGUCAUUUAAAACAAUUUCCAUCAGAAUUACAUACAUUUAUUGAUAAUCAAACACAAAUUAAUUAUUUUAAACCAUUAAAAACAGAUUAUUUUCUUGAACAUCAAUUUUGUACACAAAGUUAUCAAUUUUUAGAAUUAUAUGCUAAUUGUACAUUUCCAUUAAAACCAUCAACAUUUCAACAUUCAUAUAAAUUUGUAUACGAUAGACGAUUAUCUUUUAAUCGUUAUACAAUCGGAUUUAUUCUUGGUACAUUUAUACCAUCAUUUAUUUGUAUUAUUUCAAGUAUCAUGUGUUUGUACUAUAUUGCUAAUCGACCAUCAAUAAGAAAACAUAGUCAUUCUCGUGCAGAAUUACGAAGUAUUUAUUUAAUAUUAGUUGAAAUUGCUUUAAGUUUAUUAAGUGCACUACAAUCGUAUAUUAUCAAUUUUACAACUUGUCAUCAUAUUUUAUUUCGUAAAGAGACAGACAAUUGUUAUGGUACAGGCGAUAAUAUAUUACCAAAUUUUUUAGGUAGUAUUCUUGAACUAUUUACAUCUACAUCAAAUAUAAUUAUACUUUGUAUAUGUGGUUCACAAUUUCGUGAUGAAUUAUUAUCAAUAUUUUCAAUAAUUAAAACGACUCAAAAACGAAAACAUGGCCAUACAUUAUCCUCUCAAUUUAAUAAUAAUAAUAAUAAUAAUAAUAAUAAUAAUAACAAUAAUAAUCAUAAUAAUUUGAUAACGGAUAAUAACUCACUUUUACAUCAAUCACAUGAUCGAUCUAUAGACAGUAAUUCAUUCGUAACCUCCUCGUAUAAAAAAAAUAGUGAAAAAAAUGAAAAAGAUAUAGAAUUAACAAGACGUUUAAUAAAAUCCACGACUGUAUAA
Molecule: messenger RNA, 1800 nt
Organism: Didymodactylos carnosus
Lineage: Eukaryota; Metazoa; Rotifera; Eurotatoria; Philodinida; Philodinidae
Source: the annotation of a GenBank genome assembly